CUUGGGCUGAUAAUUAUAUUAAAGGUUGUCUAGAUGGUCAAGAAAAUAAGCUUUCUCUUUUAGUAUUUGACUCAUUUAAGGCACAUCUUACUAAUCCAGUUAAGGCAAAGUUAUAUGAAAACAAUAAUGAUCUGAUU
Molecule: messenger RNA, 137 nt
Organism: Racocetra persica
Lineage: Eukaryota; Fungi; Glomeromycota; Glomeromycetes; Diversisporales; Gigasporaceae
Source: the annotation of a GenBank genome assembly